Molecule: messenger RNA, 3901 nt
Organism: Centropristis striata (black sea bass)
Lineage: Eukaryota; Metazoa; Chordata; Actinopteri; Perciformes; Serranidae
Exons: 12
Coding region: 564-3347 (927 amino acids)
Source: RefSeq, a predicted model, not a curated record
UGCUGGGCGGGGCUUCGGCUGUCAUUGAAGUGUUACCCGCUCUCUGUUAAUUCACAAAGUGGGGUUAGGGGCCCCCUUCAGGUCUUCAACAAGGCUUCUUGGGAUGAAUUCAAGACCACCGUAUAUUAUUUUGCUCUCAACUGAAAUUUCCGACGUUUUCCAGCGUGGAUAGGCUUUGUAGGGUGGAAAUACCGACUGGAGGUAGCACUUUACCCGCCUCAUUAUUCGUUUCGCUGGGUUUACUGGUGUUUUAUCUUCAGCUGUGGGAAGCUGAAUGGUGUACUGAGCCGUGUAAAAAAAAAAAAGAAAAAAAGAGAGCUUCCCCUGGCAGGCAUCAUCCCCCUCAGCCAGUCUGACCGCCCACAGUCCGGGGGGAGAAAGUGCUGCUUUGUGAAUGAAGGGAGCGGCGGAGGCAGAACACAAACUUUACCAAAAUAAAAUCCGACGCGUUUUGUACAUUCAACUGGAGAGGUUCAGACGGAGCAACAAGCGACACCUGGCCGACAAGGACCAAGAAAAUACAAAGCGACCCUGUGCUGGGUAUUUCGGAGAAGCUGUGAAUCAUGGUGGUCAGCUUGGCCUGUGUGGCCUGUUUCUGCCUGGUCGUGGCGGUCAGCGGUGACCCCUGCCUCAUCAUCAGCGAGAUCAACGCCGACAACCCCAGACUGGACACCACUGAGUUUGUGGAGUUGUAUCACACCAGUGGACAACGGGCUUCGCUGGACGGCUACACCCUUGUGUUCUAUAAUGGCAAUGGAAAUAUAGCGUACAAGGUGCUGGACCUCAAAGGCCAGAGCACAGAUGACAGGGGGUUCUUCCUGGUGGGCUCGAUGGACAUGCUGCCCAAACCGGCCAUCCUCCUGCCCCCCAACACGGUCCAGAACGGCCCCGACGCCAUCGUCCUCUACCACACAUCUGCUGCUCGCUACAGUGAGAGGAUGAACGUCACGGCCCACGGCCUGGUGGACGCCGUCGUGUACAUGACUCGCAGAACUGAAGGCGCAGAGAUCCUCGCUGAGACUCUGACUCCAGGAGAGCCUGCCUUCAUUGAGGAUGAAACAUCCCUUGAGGGGGACGAGUCGAUUGAGAGGUGCCUUCUGUCUGAAGACCGCUGGGGCUUUCAGGUGUCCUCGCCCUCCCCAGGUCAGAAGAAUAACUGCACCCCGCCUGCCGCCCCAGCGACCAGUCCUGUCAUCACUGAGCUGAAGCUGGGUGGAGGGCAGGUGGACGGCUUUGUGGAGCUGACAGAAGCUCCAGCUGCAGGUCCUCUGGUGCUAGUUGUGUUGGACGGGAGAACAGACACGGUCAGCGUGAGUGUGAACGUGAAUGUGGACACCUCCAAGAACGGGUUGAUCUCCUUGAACAUAGACAAGAAAUACAUGAAAGGAGAUGAGUCCGGGGCAGUGGCUAUUUACAGCGGCAGAGCCUCAGACUUCCCCACCGGCAGUCCACUGAGCCAGAUUCAGCCUCUAGAUGCAUUUGUGUUUGCCGGACCUGGAAGCAAGCCUAGUGCCAACCUCACAGAGACUCUCAUCCCAGGCAGGGAGCCCUACCAACUCAGCAACAGUUUAAGAGAAGGAGGCUUCUAUCUGAGUCGCUGUGGUGUGGCCACCUGGGCCAGAGACCCCGGUGUCUUCUGGGAGGCUCCGCAAACUCCCGCGCAGCCCAACCAGUGCCCCUGGCCAAAGAUCUGCCCACACAGUAUCUUGAUUCCAGGAGGGACAGAUUCUCCGCCUCACCUCCCACCCUGGGGCAACAGCGACUUCCUGAUCAACGAGCUGAACACUGACACACCUGGUGCAGCUGAGGACGGCGAGUACAUCGAGCUCUGGCAUCCAUCAGGACGCCGGGUCUCUCUGCAGGGCAUCUGGAUACUUCUGUUCAGUGCGCACAACAACAGACCCUACAGGGAGAUCAGUCUAAGCGGACACUUCACCACUUCUAAGGGCUACUUCCUGCUGGGCAGUGACAGGCUGGUUCCCGCUCCUUCACUCCGCCUGCCCCCCAAUACCAUCCAGAACGGACCAGAUGCUGUGGCGCUCUAUCGCAGCCCUUAUGGCCCGCCCUCAGCCUCACAAAGGGGGAUCCCCACCAAAGGGCUGCUGGAUGCAGUUGUGUACCGGCAGAGAGGCUCAGAUAAGGACGCGCAGGAGUUGAGUAAAGCUCUGACCCCGGGACAGCUGCCUCUGCUGGAGGAUCCAGAGGUUCUGCCUGGUGAUGAGGCCCUCAGCCGCUGUAGAGGCCUUUACCCCUACGACCUGUCUGCUUUUUCAGUGGCUCCGCCCACACCUCUGAGGGAGAACAGCUGCCCCCGCCCCCCUCCAGCGCCUGAGGGUGUGGUCAUCAGUGAGGUGGCUAGUGGCCACUGGACCAACCACAGCCGGCAGAGCGCAUUUGUGGAGCUGCACGGGCCCCCCAUGACGGACCUGCGGGGCCUGGUGCUCUCCGUGUUUGACCAGGAGCGCAGUGGGACCGUCAUUGCUCUUCCAUUGACCGGAUCUGUUGACCAGGAUGGAUUUUACAUCAUUGGAAAUGUCACUGGAGCAGAUCAGACUUUCCUAGAGGGUUCGACAGUGCCGUUUCGAGGAGCAGUAGUCCUGUGCUAUGACCUGUUCAGCGUCUGCAGAGCUGGCACUGCUCUGACCAACUCCAGUCUCAGAGAUGUACUUGUGUUCAGUGAAAACCAGCGGCUGCUCUCCUCUCUGUCCACCACCAGAGGGCGACAAGUGAUUCCAGCUGCCAGAUCAGUGGAAGAUGGUCCUGUUUCGCUCAGCCGGUGUUCAUGCUGUGAGGUGAGGAGCCCCUCCUCCUGGACCAGCUCCUCACCCACACCUCACCACACCAACCUCUGUCCCAGCUCCGCCUUCUCAAGUCACAUCGACCUCUGCCUUGGACCCCUGUCCAGUGACUGGCAGGAGCAGUCAGGAGACUGCAGUGGUCUAAUCCAGGGAAGGAGGGUCGCUGAGGUGGCCGACUACCUGGAGCAGAGGUGCCACUGUGGCAUCUCUGCCUUAUAUCUCCAAGGGGCCAACUUUACCUGUGUCUCUGGGUGGCUACGAGUAUGGGGAAACAUCCAGGCGCUGUCGAACCAUCAGAAGGCCCUCAUCAUCCAGACGUCGCACAUGAGUCCUUCAUCCGCUCAGGGAGACGUCUGCUCUGCUCCAACCACAGACCGUUACACAAGCGCAGCAUCUGCCCUGGGGUUACAGAUAGGGCUGAUAGUGGCAGUGCUCCUGCUGCUGGGACUAGGAGCUGCUCUGUUCACAUAUUUCUACAGGAGGAGGCGCCCUCUCGACUAUUACACCAUGGAGCUGAGUGAACAUGCAGAGGGACUGUCGGAUCUAUAAUCCGGGCAUGUGGAAGUGCUCGUGUGCGUGGAAGGACUUUAGCAGAGAGAGCCUGAGGCGGGGGGUAAUCAGAGGUUAAUGUGACCUGUACAUAACUGAUUGUAUGGGUGUUUUGAAACAAGUGCCACCACAAGUGUCCUUCUGUGUGUCCUUGGAAGAUCACUGACGAAAUGACUCCUAGUUGUCUGUUAACAGUAUCCAGUGUGUGUGACGUGUGGUAUUUCAUGGCACCGGUGACACUUAAAUCAGGCAACCCAAGAUUUUUAAAGAUAAUAACCUAUAUUUCUAAAGGUCGGUGUGCAACCUUUGCCUGUGAACAGUGCUGGUUACUACUUUUAAAGGAAAAGGAAUAUAAAAGGGAGGAUUUUGUUUUAAUACUUGAGUCCUAAAUGGUCAUUUUUGUUGACUUGUUUAUGUCACUGUGGAAAAAGCCUUUUAAAUGAAAACUGGUAAACAACCAUGCUAUGCAGGAAGCUCUACCAUAUAAUUUAACGGCCUUCAUCACAUUCUCAGCUGGUGCAGUGUUUUAACAACGGACUUCAUAACCAAGAUAA